UCACACACAGACGUCUAGCUCUUCCUCCGCCUACACGCCACCGCUGAUAAUCUUUUCAGUCCACCUCUUCAUUGUUGCCAAAUUGCAGACGGAGCGAGUGUUUGGCUUGCAGUCUUCGGCGCGGUUCGUUUUCUGUGAAAAUGCCAAAGUGGCGCCAAGGUGUUACAAAAGGGCGAAAACGUUCUAAACGCUCUUUAUUAGCCAAGAAAAUUAAAUGUAUCAAAAGCAAGAAGCAGUUGGCAAAUUUGGAACUUACAACAACAGUGAAAAAACCUGAUAUUCUAGGCAUAAAUGAACAUCACCAAGAAAACGAACGUGAAGCUACAGAAACAUGUAUUACUGAACAGCUCCCAGUGGAAGAUGACUUAGACACCGUGACUCAUUUGACAGGUGUACAGAGAACAUACUCAAAGAGUGCACCUGUUACUUGUACACAGCGUCAAGCACAAGUUCCGUUAGAGGAUAAUCUGGAAUCAAGCGAUGAAGAGUUACCUCCACUUGUUAUUGAAACAGAAAAUAAACGUGCAACGUUUGAAAUUGAAGGCCGCCGAUUAGUAGAUAUUAUGCAUUUUAUCAGAGAAUAUGAUAAAAUUGCAAACCACAAGUCUGUGUGUACAGGGGGGAAGUACAUUUUAGAAAGGGAACUUCGGAUUGGCUUGAUAACCAAGUUACGUUUUCAGUGCGAAAUGUGCAAUAAAACGAGAAUAAUUACUACUGUGUCUGAAGAAAGCGAAAAAACUUUAAACACAGCAUUUGUAUGGGGUGCUAUAGCCACUGGAAUAGGCCACAGUCAAGCAGAGGAGUUUUUCUCUGUCAUUGAUGUUCCAGUUUUAGGCGCAAAACAUUUCAUGAAGCACGAGAAAAGGGUAGAAAAGGUUUGGGAAGAAAAACUAACUAAGAAAAUGGCUGAGGCGAUAAAUGAAGAGAAACGAUUAGCAAUAGAGAGUGGUGAUAUAGAUGAAGGUUAUCCUUUCAUUACUGUCGUCGUUGAUGGUGGAUGGCCAAAAAGAUCGUAUGGCCAUGGAUUCUCUUCGAACAGUGGCAUGAGGGGUAACUGCGACAACCUGGAGGUGCCUGGUGUUGGGUGA
Molecule: messenger RNA, 1088 nt
Organism: Bacillus rossius redtenbacheri
Lineage: Eukaryota; Metazoa; Arthropoda; Insecta; Phasmatodea; Bacillidae
Exons: 5
Coding region: 141-1088 (315 amino acids)
Source: RefSeq, a predicted model, not a curated record